AUCAAAAUCAACCCUCGCAAACCGUAUCAUUCUUCAUCCCUCCUUCAUCAGUAUGUCCGACACCAAGAGACAAAAGGUGGUUUCCGCACCUGUCAGAAAGGGUAUUUUCUCGCCCUUGCGCUCGUUGGGUGAUGUGUCCUCUCACAUUCCGUUCUCCCUCGGGACGUUGGGGAACACCUUCUACGUCGUCACGGCAGUGGCGCAAAACGUGUCGCUUUUCGACGCCAACAACUUGCACUUAAUGUUCCACUUCCGCGUACCACAAUUGGUCACCGCCACCACCGCCAAGAAUGAGUAUGUGUACGUCGCGUAUGGCAGCACUGUCGGCGUGUUCAAGCGCGGCAAGCUCGCGCACCGCAUUGCGGUAGAGACCGAGGACGCCAUCAUCAAGCUCCUUACAUUCGGUGAUUUCCUCAUUGCCGCGACCGAAUCCCAGAUCUUCCUCUUCAAGAAGCCAACGGGCGGCAAAGUUGCGACAGAGCCGUACACAACCUUGGCUGUCAACGCGUUGAACGGGGCCAUCGUGGACAUCGUCCAUCCACCAACCUACCUCAACAAGAUCGUUGUUGCAACCGCCUCCAACCUCUUGGUGUUCAACCUUAAGACUGCGAAGUUGUUGUUCACGUCGCCUGACUUUGUUGAACCCAUCUCCGCGCUCACGGCCGCGCCGGUGCUUGACAUCGUCGCGGUGGGCCACACCACAGGUGGAGUCACCAUCUACAAUAUCAAGAAGGCAAAGCAGUUGAAGCGUGUGGUGUGCGGCGAGACGCGUGUGUCGUCGGUUUCGUUCCGCUCGGACGGGUCGCCGCACUUUGUCGCGUCGUUGAUGUCAGGUGACUUGUUCUUCUACGACUUGAACAAGCGCGCACGCAUCCAUGUACUCCGCACGGCACACAAGGAGGCGUACGGCGGUGUUGCACGGGCAGAGUUUCUCAACGGGCAGCCGAUUGUUGUCACCAAUGGUAACGACAAUCAGCUCAAAGAGUUUGUGUUUGAUCCGUCGUUGUCGACCUCUAACACCGCCAUCGUUUCGCCUCCAAGAUUCUUGCGUGGGAGGGGUGGCCACUCCGCGCCGCCAUCGCAGAUUGUGUUUCAGAACGAGAACGCGCACCAGUUGCUCUCCGCCUCGCGUGACUUGUCUUUCUGGUCGUUCUCGCUCCGCAAGGAUGCACAGUCGUUUGAGAUGUCGCAGAAGCGCAAGAUGACGUAUGCAGAUGGUGUUUCGGGUAAGUUUCCGGAAAUUUCUGCUAUCGCCAUCACCUACGCGCCGACCGAGUUCGCCGAUGUUGUCACCGCACAUAAAGACACCGCGUACGCAGUCACCUGGCACUCGAAAUUGAAGAAGAUUGGCCAACACACCUUGCGCACCGUUGACCAGGGUGUUGUCAAGGCUGUUGCCAUCACGCAGUGCGGUAACUUUGCGCUCGUCGGUUCUGCGGGUGGCAGCAUUGCGUGCUACAACUUGCAGUCCGGGAUCUUGCGUAAGCGCUACAACUUGCACAAGAAGGCGGUAACCGGCUUGGCUGUUGAUGGAAUGAACCGUAAGAUGGUUUCCGUAGGGUUGGAUGGGGUUGUCGGCUUCUAUGACUUCACCCAGUCGACCUACCUCGGUAAAUUGGUUUUGGACGCCCCAAUCACCCAGAUGGUAUACCACCGCUCUUCUGACUUGUUUGCCUUGGCCUUGGACGAUCUUUCGAUCGUAGUGGUUGAUGCCGUCACCCAGAAGGUGGUCAGAGUCUUGUAUGGCCAUUCCAACAGAAUCACUUCCUUGGACUUCUCUCCAGACGGUAGAUGGCUCGUAUCCGCGUCGCUCGAUGCAACCAUCCGUACCUGGGACUUACCAACCGGUAACACCAUCGAUGGGAUCCGCGUGUCAAAUGUAGCCACCUCGGUCAAGUUUGCUCCUACCGGCGAUGUUUUAGUAUCUACCCAUGUCAAGGGCAACGGAGUCGCUGUUUGGACGAACCGUGCACAGUUCCGGCCAGUCUCUACCCGUCAAAUCGAGGAGGACGAAUUCUCCUCCGUCGACUUGGCCAAGGAGUUGUCUCUCGGUGAGGUUGGCGUGUUGGAUGGUGCGUUCGACGAGGUUUCCGCCGAUUUUGGGGGUAUUUACACCUCUGUCGACCAGAUCAAUGAGGAUUUGUUGACUUUGAGUGUUGGCCCAAGAUCCAAGUUCAACACCUUGGUCCACUUGGACACUAUCAAACUCAGAAAUAAGGUCAAAGAAGCGCCAAAGAAGUCGAAGAACGCGCCCUUUUUUCUCGCCUUAUCAGGUGAAACGGUCGGUGACCGUGCAUCCGUUGCUGAGGGUGUGGCUCCUGUCGUGGAUGCCAGUAUUACCAGCGGUGACGGUGAGAGUAGCUUAAGCAGCCUCAGGGCGGGUGCUAACGUCUCCUUCGAAUCUAGGUUCACCCAGUUGUUGAGAGAGGCCGCUGAAAAGGAAGACUACGUUGAGUUCUUGGCAUACUUGUUGGCGCUCUCGCCAUCUUCCAUUGACUUGGAGAUCAGGUCGUUGUCUAGCGUUCCGCCGUUAAAUGAAAUGGCAAACUUUGUGGACGCCUUGACCACAGGGUUGGGCUCUAACAAGAACUUUGAGUUGUACGAGGCGUUCAUGAACAUGUUAUUAAAGGUGCACUCAGACGUGGUGCAUGACCUUGGGAAGAACGAUGAAGGCUUGCAGACUGCAUUGGUUAGAUGGAAUGCGGUGACGAGUGGGAGAGGACAAACUUUGGAGGGGUUGGUGAAGUACUGUGCUGCCGUGGUGAACUUUGUAGGGACAGUCUAAGCCAGCGAGCGAAGUCGACCGUACCCGGGAGAUUUGAAAGCUCUAACAAGAUUAAGAGAUUAGACUGUAUAUGAUCUAAAAUAAUAUAUACUCAUUAGGAAUAAUAUGCAAGAGGUAAAAAACGG
Messenger RNA from Babjeviella inositovora NRRL Y-12698, 2910 nucleotides. RefSeq names its product rRNA-processing protein (gene UTP21). Gene Ontology annotation, biological process: rRNA processing. Gene Ontology annotation, cellular component: Pwp2p-containing subcomplex of 90S preribosome; small-subunit processome. Bases 53 to 2785 code for a protein of 910 amino acids. The record is from RefSeq and is a predicted model, not a curated record. NCBI's taxonomy places the organism in Eukaryota, Fungi, Ascomycota, Pichiomycetes, Serinales. Gene Ontology annotation, molecular function: protein binding. The transcript has a single exon.